AUGGCUCAUAAUGCGACUAAUGAAACUUUUACCGGCAUCCCUAGCGGCAUCGUCUGGACCGUGCCGGCAUUAACGCGCUGCAGUAUGUGCGUAAUCCAGACGCUCCUUAAUUCGGCCAUGAUCAUCGCGUUCAUCGUUCGCCGGGAACUCCGUACCUCCUUCACCAUUUACUUGAUGUUCCUCUUCUGUGCCAACAUCAUCUAUGCCCUGGGCGAGUACCCACUGGAGGUGCUGCGCCAAGGUUUCCCAGGACGCUGGUUUCUGUCGCACGCCGCCUGCUCAUUCUACAUAUACCAAGUCUGGGUGUUCUGUCCGGUGGCCAUGCACAUGCACGUUCUGAUCACGCUGAACCGUCUCUGGGCGAUCUCGUUCCCGGUUUCAUACAAGAAUAUCCAUUCCGAGAAGGUGGCGGUGUUGAUGUGCGCGGGGAUGAUUGUGUACGUCCAUCUGGUGUGUUUGCCGUUAGUGGUGCUGGAUCUACUGUACUAUCAUUUGCCGGAAGAGCGCGCUGGGUGCUUGUUGAAUACUGUAGCGCAGAGUACAUAUACAACAGUGGUCGCCAUUGUCAGCACGGAUGUACCCAUUGUGGUGGUGGUUGGAGCGUAUCCGUUUCUGUGGUACAAACACUUGAAGAGAAAAAAGAUCGGCACAGCAAAACCGUCGCGGAUGGAAAUAACUCACGCUGCGGGUGCUGCAACCGGCGUUGUAUCGGUUAUCGAAACCAAGUCGGCAUUUAAGAGAAUCGAAGCGUCAUCCUCGCGUCCUUUUGUCGUGUUGACACUUUUGACAGUCAGCGUGCUGGUGUGCUGGACGCCGGAUCAGACGUCGUGGACCAUCGCUUGUUUCACGGCCGUCAACGAUUCUCCUGGUCUGCGUUACACAACCAGCGUCCUGUUUACCCUGCAAGCAGCACUCGAUCCUAUUCUGUUCGCCCUUUCCCUCAGAACCUUCCGGAAGAUGUUGUCACGGCUCAUCUGCUGCUGUAAAAGAGGAGGAAACGAUUCGCGGCAUGGGCUGAAAAUGAGUUUGACGCAAAGAGAUGAACAAUAA
Paramacrobiotus metropolitanus is the source of this 1050-nucleotide messenger RNA. RefSeq names its product melatonin receptor type 1B-B-like. Gene Ontology annotation, biological process: G protein-coupled receptor signaling pathway. Gene Ontology annotation, molecular function: G protein-coupled receptor activity. The coding region runs from base 1 to 1050 and encodes 349 amino acids. The record is from RefSeq and is a predicted model, not a curated record. NCBI's taxonomy places the organism in Eukaryota, Metazoa, Tardigrada, Eutardigrada, Parachela, Macrobiotidae. Gene Ontology annotation, cellular component: membrane. The transcript is spliced from 2 exons.